UCUCUUCCUUCCAAAAUCAUUCCUAUCCUUCCUACCCCAUAAAUUUUCCGGGAAACUCAAAUUCUUGUCCUAAACCAAGAUCCGACGGAAACCCCACGAAUAAUUUCCCGAUGCAUAUGCUGCCUGUAGAUUCUUUCCUUAUUUGAUUGUUUCCCAGUAAAAAUACAACCACCUUUUUCAUUAUACCUCUGCGAUUUCAUUUCCCCUCUUAAGAACCAACUUUUUCUCCCUACUUUUUUCCACCUAACUUUCUCUGAGAAAAUGCAGCUUCAUGAUUCCCAAAUCAUCGUUUUGAUUUGCUGAUUAAUGGGUCUUGCUUAAUUUCAGUCAGUAUGGUGUAGGGUUACCUUCAAUUUCCUUACUUGUUCCCGAUUUUUUAUGGGGUUUGUUGUAUUUGAGCUUGAUUGUUUAGUCAUGGAGUAACUGGGUUUACCUUCCAUGGAUCUGAGAGUAAUGUUGGGGAGAAGAAUUUUUGGGUAGUUUGUGUUCCGAUAUCGAUCAAGGGAAAGGCGGCGGCAAUUGCUGGGAUUAUCAACGAUUAAGGUUAGAUCAUGGAGCGUGUCGUCGGUGGGAAGUACAGGCUGGGACGUAAGAUCGGCAGUGGAUCGUUUGGUGAACUUUAUUUAGGGGUGAGUAUACAAAAUGGAGAGGAAGUGGCUGUCAAGCUGGAAUCUGUGAAGACCAAGCACCCACAGCUUCACUAUGAGUCAAAACUGUAUAUGCUUCUUCAAGGAGGGAGUGGCAUUCCCCAUCUUAAAUGGUUUGGAGUUGAGGGUGAUUACAAUGCGAUGGUCAUUGACCUUCUUGGACCAAGCCUAGAAGAUUUGUUCAAUUACUGCAGUCGGAAAUUUUCCUUGAAAACAGUUUUGAUGCUUGCGGAUCAGUUAAUAAGCAGAGUAGAGUAUAUGCAUUCGCGGGGGUUUCUUCACCGUGAUAUAAAGCCCGAUAACUUUCUCAUGGGUUUAGGGCGCAAAGCAAAUCAGGUAUACGUCAUUGAUUAUGGCCUGGCAAAAAAGUAUAGAGAUCUUCAAACACACAAGCAUAUACCAUACAGAGAAAACAAGAAUCUCACAGGAACAGCUCGUUAUGCAAGUGUUAACACCCACCUCGGAGUUGAGCAAAGCAGAAGAGAUGAUCUGGAAUCCCUUGGUUAUGUGCUUAUGUACUUUCUGAGGGGAAGCCUUCCCUGGCAGGGGUUGAAAGCAGGCACCAAAAAGCAGAAAUAUGACAAGAUUAGUGAAAAGAAAAUGCUUACUCCCAUAGAGGUUCUUUGCAAGUCACAUCCAUCAGAAUUUACAUCAUACUUUCACUAUUGCCGAUCAUUGCGGUUCGAGGACAAACCAGAUUAUUCUUACCUGAAGAGGCUCUUUAGAGACCUUUUUAUCAGAGAAGGCUAUCAAUUUGACCAUGUUUUUGAUUGGACUAUACUGAAGUAUCCACAGAUCAGCUCCAGCUCAAGAGCACGGGUGAGUGUUAAACCGGCUUUGAAUCCUGCUGGACCAUCUGCUGAAAGAGUAGAAAGGCCCUCAGUGGGCCAAGAAAUUCGAGAUAGGUUUUCUGGUGCUGUGGAGGCAUUUGCUAGACGAAAUGGCUCCAGCCAUGGUUUGCAUUUUGAUCCCUUGAAGCACAGAUCAUCAAAUGGCAUGCCAUCAUCCAAGGAUCAACCUGAUUCUGAAAGGGCUCAUUCUUCAUCACGAAAUGGCAGUACUUCAAAGCGAGCUGUCGUAUCAAGCAGCCAUCCUGGCUCCUCUGGAGAGCCUAGUGAGAACCGAUCGAGCAGACUGUUCUCAAGCAGUGGUCGCCUGUCAACAACUCAACGGACUCAACCUGCACUGGAGUCCAAAUCAUCAUCCUUCUCUCGUAUCAUACCUACAAGGGGUGGUCGUGACGACUCUCUUCGUAGUUUUGAGCUGCUGACAAUUGGUACUGGCAAAAGGAAAUAGACAACAGUAUCCAUCCAUCCAUUGUCAACAAGGAUUUGCUUCUCCUGAGGGUGACUAUUCCUCUCAUUUUCAUCAAGAUCCCGACGCUACAUCAGUUCCACAGUAGUUUCCUUGUAUAUUAUUAUCAUGGGUUCCAUCCAGUUCAAUAGCUCAUCCUCGGCAGUAUGAAGCCUCUUUUAAGUCCAUCAAAGAAAAGGGAGAAAUGAUCUCUGCUCCAUGCAUUGUUCAUAUAUAUAAAUAUUUCAAAACACCUGUAGCUGUAAUCAAUACUUAAUAUUCCUCCCAGGAACAGGAAGAACAACUUUGCCAGAAAAAGGCUAUUAUUCCAAGUCCAACAAUGUAUCUAGAUCCCAUCUGCAUGCUUCUGUUUAUGUAUUUGCAUCUUGCGUUAGAAAUCACAAAUAAUGCAAAUUGCACUGGUUUGGGUGGGAGCACUGUACUUAAUGCCCAAAUGUGAAAAUAUAUUCUCUUGACUCUU
Rubroshorea leprosula is the source of this 2421-nucleotide messenger RNA. Lineage: Eukaryota; Viridiplantae; Streptophyta; Magnoliopsida; Malvales; Dipterocarpaceae. The record is from the annotation of a GenBank genome assembly.